Gossypium raimondii (Peruvian cotton) is the source of this 1252-nucleotide messenger RNA. RefSeq names its product NDR1/HIN1-like protein 13. NCBI's taxonomy places the organism in Eukaryota, Viridiplantae, Streptophyta, Magnoliopsida, Malvales, Malvaceae. The record is from RefSeq and is a predicted model, not a curated record. Bases 105 to 896 code for a protein of 263 amino acids. The transcript has 2 exons. Gene Ontology annotation, cellular component: plasma membrane.
AAAAUAACCGCUUGGAUCCCACGCAAACCCUGAAUUCCUCUCCCGAACCUUCAAAAAUUUUCACCUUUGGCACCUACUCCUACCUUUCGCACCCCAUCUCCCAAAUGGAGAAGCGGGUUGCGUAUUCGGCAGAGGAUCCUCAGUUGCAACAUUUAAAUCCCAAGCACAACUCUAAUGAUGAUGGCGUUUCCCCGCAGUUGCCUCUCCCUCCUCCUCCAGGCCAUCCAUUGUCAUCCUUCGUCGUCCAAGUCCCUAAAAACCAAAUAUACCGCGUUCCGCCUCCUGAAAAUGCCCAAAUCCAAGAAAAAUAUCGUAUGGCAGCCAAGAAGCGAAAGCGAAAGUUACCAUGCUUGAAUUACUUCAUAUGCUUUCUUCUUGUUUUGCUUGUGAUUGGUUUAAUAAUUGGUACAGCCAUACUUGUGGUUUAUUUUUGCUUUAGUCCUAAAGGUCCGGUUUUCUCUAUUUCAAGUCUAGUCAUCAAGCAACGAAAGGGAAGUCCCCCUACAUACGAUGUUAAAUUGAAGAUCAAGAACCCUAAUGAAAAAAUGGGGAUCACAUACACAUCGGAGGAAGAUGAUUUAAAACUAACAUACUGGAAGAAAACACUCGGUUGGGGAGAAUUUCCAAGCUUGGAACAAAAGAAGGCUAAUUCCAACGAAGUAAAUAUUAAAGUAAACGGUGUUAAAGACAAACCGUUGCCGCAGAAUGUCAAGAAGAGCAUGAGCGGCAAACGUCCAAUAUCUUUAGGGAUGAACAUCGAAACUCCAUUGGUGUUCAAUGUUUGGAUAUUGAAGAUGUGGCGCAGAAACAUGGAAGUGAAGUGUAAGUUUAGGGUAAGCACCAUGGGGGAAGGAACCAAAAUUCUCAGCCAAGUAUGUAACACCAAAUUGGCCUAAACGUUCAGAACAAAGCCAAACGAGUGACUUUAUUAGAAAAAGAGUUUCAAUGCAAGGAGAAGAAAUAGCAAACAAUAGCUAAACCAGAGCAAUAAAAUACCAGCUCCAUCAGCGACACCAAGGAAUGAAAUAACAAAACCAAAGCCCCAUUAGACAAUCAACAACAAGCCACGAAAAUGCUAUAACCAAGACAAAAACAGUUCGAAUCUUCAAGCUUCGAACCUUCAAGCUUCACCCUACCAUAAUUGCGUAUUUAUUUUUAUUGUAGUUAUUCAAAUAUAUUGAUUAUAAUUGUAAAUGUGAUUAUGAUUGUACUUGUAGCCUCUUCAAAAUGAAAAGGUUUUGAUUUUGAUGCA